CUCUGCUCCAUUCGCACGCUCCGAUAGCGUAUCUGAUCUUAUGAUCUCAACUGAUAAUCGAUAACGAUCCACCGCGAUUCUCUAGUGCUGUGUUUGUGAUAAAACUGAUCUCUGUUCUUGCCUAUCGUGAUAACUGCUUGCAUACGUUACGACGGAAUCCAGUGAGUUUGAGUCUGCAUCAUUACUUGAACUAGUCAACUGCUAACUGGGAAUUAUCUAAAUUAUAAAUAACUGUGACUCGAGCAUGCUGAAGUGGUGACCGUUUGGUGACCACAAGAUGUUCGGAGGCAGCGGCGGCGCCACCAGUGGGGGGUACGGUGGUAACGGCGACUGCGCGGAGGGGUACGGGCUGGGGUACGUGUCGGGAGGGGGCCGGCUGCAGCAGUAUGCCGCCCACUUCGCGCCCCACCAGAACGUGUGGCACCACCACCAUGCUGCCCACCACGAUAGUUAUGGUGGCGGCGGCGUGGGCGGCGUCGGCUCCGUCGCGAGCGGCCUGUACGGACAGAACAUGGUGAUGGGGUCGUGGUGCGCGCCCUACGACGCCCUACAGCGGCCGCCGGCCUACGAUGGCGUCCUGGAGGUGUACGAGGAGGGCCGCGAGUGCGUCAACUGCGGCGCCAACAACACCCCGCUGUGGCGCCGGGACUCCACCGGCCACUACUUGUGCAACGCCUGCGGCCUCUACCACAAGAUCAACGGCGUCAACCGACCACUCGUGAAGCCGAGCAAACGGCUGAGCGCGGCGCGAAGACACGGCCAGUGCUGCACCAACUGUGGCUCCCGCAACACCACGCUGUGGAGACGCAACAACGACGGUGAACCUGUGUGCAACGCCUGCGGACUCUACUACAAACUACAUGGCAUUAAUCGGCCCCUAGCAAUGCGGAAAGACGGAAUUCAAACUAGAAAAAGAAAACCAAAAAAGUCGGGAAGUGCCGCGAAGCCCAAUCAAGAUAUCACUAAGAAAGAAGGUCACAGUUCUCCCGGAAUCGAUGGUGACAGCAAGCCGGGUCUAUCAGAAGUGCCACUGCCGCUGACGUCAUCGAUGUCGAGCCACAGCGCGCAGUCGAAGCACGGGCGGGAGCACGGCACGCCGGAGGGCGCCGGCCACCACGCGGCCGCCCCGCACCACGCCGCGUCGCCGCACCACGCGGCCGCGCACCACGCGCAGUACCCGCUGCCGCUGUCGUCGCCGGCGUUGUUCUCCAACGCGCCGCUGUUCAACAUCAAGAGCGAGCCGAGCGCUGCCGCCGCCUACGAGGGCUACGCCCCGCACGCAGCAGGACACUACCACUCGCAGCAACACUACCUGCACGCACUGCAGUACGGCCUCAGUAACGGCGAAGAAGAAGAAGGCAGUGGGUUUCUCCACCAGCGCAACGUGACUGCUCACGCCAAGCUCAUGGCGUCCACGUAGCGCCACAUACCAUCAGACACCAGCACCACACAGCCACGAGAUUACGCCAGAUAGUGGCCGCGCUGGCACUAUCACGGAGGACGGUAGCCACUGGUUCAGAAAUCUAGUUGUGACUAGUUGCGAAGCUGUUCAUAAAUUCAAAACCUGAAAACAACAUAUAUUCAAUACAACAAACAGGGAGUUUAAUGUAAA
Messenger RNA from Achroia grisella, 1612 nucleotides. Its product is annotated as GATA-binding factor A-like. The record is from RefSeq and is a predicted model, not a curated record. The transcript is spliced from 9 exons. Gene Ontology annotation, molecular function: DNA-binding transcription factor activity, RNA polymerase II-specific; RNA polymerase II cis-regulatory region sequence-specific DNA binding; zinc ion binding. Gene Ontology annotation, biological process: cell fate commitment; negative regulation of transcription by RNA polymerase II; positive regulation of transcription by RNA polymerase II. The coding region runs from base 278 to 1420 and encodes 380 amino acids. NCBI's taxonomy places the organism in Eukaryota, Metazoa, Arthropoda, Insecta, Lepidoptera, Pyralidae.